This is a messenger RNA of Parathielavia appendiculata, 909 nucleotides long. RefSeq names its product S-adenosyl-L-methionine-dependent methyltransferase. Bases 1 to 909 code for a protein of 302 amino acids. The record is from RefSeq and is a predicted model, not a curated record. The transcript has a single exon. Gene Ontology annotation, molecular function: S-adenosylmethionine-dependent methyltransferase activity. NCBI's taxonomy places the organism in Eukaryota, Fungi, Ascomycota, Sordariomycetes, Sordariales, Chaetomiaceae.
AUGGCGAGCAGCACCAUCUUCGAGGAAGACGAGGCUUUCUGGAAUAACUACCUAAAGGGCCGGCCAACAGCGCCCGAAGCCUUCUUCGACCGCAUUUUCCGCUACCACGAGGAGAAAGGGGGCCGGUUCGGCACCGUUCAUGAUGCCGGAGCAGGGAACGGACCGUAUGGGCGAAAGUUGCGGUCCCGCUUUGAGACCGUCAUCAUCUCAGAUAUCGCCGAAACGAACGUACGACUCGCCCAAGGUCGCCUGGGGACCGACGGUUUCCGCUACCGCGUGGCCCGGAUUGAAGACGGGGCAGAUAUCCCUCCGGGCAGCGUCGACCUAGUGUUCGCCACCAACGUCCUGCACUUCGCAGACCAGGAAAAGGCCGUGCAGGCCAUUGCUCAGCAGCUGAGGCCCGGCGGAACGCUGGUCGUGGGAGCGUUCGGCUCCGCCCGCUUCCGCGACGCCGAGGUGCAGGACGUGUGGGCUCGCAUCACGCACCAGGCCGGGCGGGCCUUGCUCAAGCACGCCCAAGACGCGGCGCAGACGCAGAAGGUGAUGGAGCGCAGUUCGGGCUACUACAACGUCGCGCCGCUUGACGAGCGCUUGUUUGCGCCGGGGGCCAGGCGCAUCCGCCUCAACAUGGGUAACGGCGGCUUGACGUCUCUGCUCCCGCCCGAGAUCGAGGCCACCGAGCCCAGCUACACGGGGCCCCACGAUGUCGAAGUCUGGGAGGCGGAGGAAGGGUGGAGCAUCAAGACGGACCUGGACGGCAUCAAGUCUCACUUUGCAUCGUUUCCGUUUUCCAAGUUGGAUCCGCACAGUUACGAGCCGUUGUGGGAGGAGCUGCGAGGCCUGCUCAGCGACGGACGAGUAGUCGAAGCAUACUUUCCGGCUGCGAUUAUCUUAGCAACGCGGCGAUAG